Schistosoma guineensis is the source of this 1332-nucleotide messenger RNA. Lineage: Eukaryota; Metazoa; Platyhelminthes; Trematoda; Strigeidida; Schistosomatidae. The record is from the annotation of a GenBank genome assembly.
AUGGAAAUCGUACAGGAUUUGGCAGCCUCCACUUUGAAAGAUAAUCCAUACUUUAGUGCCGGUGCUGGGCUAUUUGGAGUUGGGAUAGGAAUGGCUGCCCUUAGAAGAAUGAGUCAAGUUAUAAACCUCCUCGUUCGCCGUAAUCUCACUUUAACUUUAGAAGUAGCCAGUCAUGAUAAGGCUUAUCCCUGGGUUUUACAUUGGAUUACGCUGAAAUCUAAUGGACCGUUAAUGAAAGGUGGAAAAAACAAAAUAGGUGGUACAAGUCAACACUUAAGUGUUGAAACUAGUGUAGUACGUACAGAAGGCGGGCGAAUCAAAGCUGCAUUCGGCUUUGUGCCUAGCGUUGGCGUUCACUAUAUGGUUCACCAAAUGAAAUUAAUCCGAAUUGAACGUGUUCGUGCUCAACAAUCCUUACAAGGUGCUACUGUAGCUCCAUUCGAAAGUGUAACUCUUACGACGUUCGGUCGCAACGCCAGAUUUUUUAUUGAUUUGCUCGAGGAGGCUAGAGAAGAAGCUCUUGCACGUGAAAAGGGUUGGACCGUUGUGUACAAGGCUGUUGGUUCAGAAUGGCGCCAGUUUGGUUAUCCUCGUCCACGUCGACCUUUAAAUUCUGUCAUACUGCGUGAUGGUAUAGCUGAAACUAUUGUAGCUGAUGUCAAAGAGUUUGUUGACAACCAGGCCUGGUACACUGAUCGUGGUAUACCAUAUCAUCGUGGUUAUUUAUUAUAUGGACCACCAGGAUGUGGCAAAACUAGUUUCAUAACAGCUUUGGCAGGCCAUUUAGAUUAUAGCAUUAGCAUAUUAAAUUUAAGCGAAUUCGGCAUGACGGCAGAUCGAUUAGAUCAUUUAUUAACGCAUGCACCGCUUCAAACUAUCAUCUUACUUGAGGAUAUUGACGCAGCAGUGCAUAGUCGUAACACAUCAAAUAAUGAUCUACUUCAUAGCAAAGCUUAUGAAGGUAUGCCAACACUCACUUUAAGUGGAUUGUUAAAUGCACUAGAUGGUGUAACCUCGACGGAUGGUCGCAUCAUAUUCAUGACUACAAACUAUAUCGAUCGACUUGAUCCUGCUCUAAUACGACCCGGUCGCGUUGAUAUGCGUGUACGAGUUGACGUUUGCGACUCGUCUCAACUAAUGCGCAUGUUUAGUCGAUUUUACCCACAGUGGACGUCGUCUGACAUUAAUAAUUUAGCUCAAAAGUUUGCAAGUCUAUUAAAGGAUACACCUUUGAGUUCAGCACAAGUUCAAGGUUAUUUGCUGUUGCAUAAAGAUGACCCUUUAAAAGCAAUUAGUAAUAUAAAUCAACUGUUGUCUCCGUAUGAUUCAUAA